Messenger RNA from Pectinophora gossypiella (pink bollworm), 2159 nucleotides. RefSeq names its product trans-1,2-dihydrobenzene-1,2-diol dehydrogenase-like. The transcript has 7 exons. The record is from RefSeq and is a predicted model, not a curated record. Lineage: Eukaryota; Metazoa; Arthropoda; Insecta; Lepidoptera; Gelechiidae. Gene Ontology annotation, molecular function: nucleotide binding. Bases 280 to 1299 code for a protein of 339 amino acids.
UAGCUAUAUCGUGUGAUAUUAUUUAUAAUUUCUUUUGUUAUUUUAUUAUACUAAAAUAGUUAUUGAAAAAAGCAAUGCGUCCUUCAUUGAAUUUUGUAUAAUAUUAAUGCUCACAGUUGGACAAUGGAAAAAGUUUUCAUUCAUAAGUAGCCAGUCACCUGAUAACCAGCUGACUUCGGAGAGUCAAGCGGAUUUUUAACUCGUGAUUUCAGUUUACAUUGGUGCUCAGUAACUGGAAUUUUUGUACUGAUUGGCCUGCCUUAAUCCAACUUUGCAAAAAUGCCUGAAGAAGAAAGUAUGGGUAUCCAGCUAAAAUGGGGCAUAGCGGGUGUGGGUAUGAUCGCUCACGACUUCCUCACCGCACUCGAGACAUUGCCGGCUGAGCAGCACAAAGUGGUCGCCAUCGCUGGGAAGGACCUUGAAAGAGUACACAGAUUGGCUACGCUCCACAAAAUCAACACGGCGUACGAAGGCUACCAGGCACUGGCUUGUGACGACUCUAUAGACAUUGUUUUCGUUAGCGUAUUGAAUUUGCAACACUAUGAGAUCACUAAACUAAUGUUGGACAAUGGCAAACACGUCCUAUGCGAGAAACCUAUGGGGAUGACGUACAAACAGACGAAGUCGCUGGUGGACUUGGCUCGGGAGAAGAAGCUCUUCCUCUUAGAAGGCAUGUGGUCACGAUUCUUCCCCGCUUACGAUGCUUUGGACCAGCACAUAGCGUCGGGAGGACUCGGAGACAUCUACCACAUCAGCAUACAGUUCGGAGUCGAAAUUAACGAGAUUGAAAGAAACCUAAUGAAGGACUUGGGGGGAGGAGCAGUCCUAGACCUGGGAGUAUACAUGUUGCAAUUAGUCCAGUUCAUAUACAAGGAACCACCGACAGAUAUCGUCUGUACCGGCCACCUGAGUAAGGCUGGCGUAGACGAGUCCAUAUCAUGUGCCUUGAAGUAUAAAGACGGAAGAACUGCCACGCUCUCAGCCCACACGCGCGCCAAUAUGACAAAUAGAGCUGAAAUUAUUGGCACUAAAGGAUCAAUCGGGCUGGAUUACUUCUGGUGUCCAACAGUGCUGCAUAUAUCGGCAGCAAACAACACAGAGUGGACGCUACCCAAAGGGAAAUAUAAAUUCCACUUCCACAAUAGCGCGGGCCUUAGUUACGAGAUACAAGAAUGCUGGGAUUGUAUAAAUGCCGGUGUUCAAGAGAGUCCGAAAAUGAAUUUAGACGAAAGUGUGCUACUGUCAAAAUUAACCGAUACAAUGAGAGCACAGCUUGGUGUUUUAGAAAAUGGCCUUUGAUAUGGACCACAUAGCAAAUAAGGUUUAUAAAUCAAACAUACUAUGCCAGUAUACAAAAUGUGAUCGUACCACGAAGAAACGAAACUAUAUAGAAUAAUAGGGAUAGCUGCAAAAGUAUUCAAUGAGGCUAUAUUUGCAGAUGCAAUUUAAUUAAAAAAUAUUAUAUACUUAUAGGUAAAAGAUAGACAUCUUAAGAAACAAUCCACCUGAAGUUACGAACAAAGAUACGUUUAACAAUGGAACAAUUUUAUUCCGAUAAAGAUAAUCUAGAACCAUAAAAGAGUGAUAAAUCUGCCUUAAUAGCGUUCUUCAUUAUUAUAGCAAUAAGUACCAGUGUGUGGAAUUAUACAUAAUAAACUGCCUAUAUACGUCCCACUGCUGGGCACAGGCCUCCCCUCAAUCAACCGGAGGGGGUAUGGAGCAUACUCCACCACGCUGCUCCACUGCGGGUUGGUGGAGGUGUUUUUACGGCUAAUAGCCGGGACCAACGGCUUAACGUGCCCUCCGAAGCACGGAAUCAUCUUACUUUUUCGGACAAUCAGGUGAUUCAAGCCUGAAAAGUCCUUACCAAACAAAGGACAGUCUCACAAAGUGAUUUCGACAAUGUCCCCAUCGGGAAUUGAACCCGGACCUCCAGAUCGUGAGCCUAACGCUCUAACCACUAGACCACGGAGGCUGUCAGACCACGGAGGCUGUCGGAAUUGUACAUUGUGAUAUGAAAUUGUUAUUUGAACUUUUAUGACUAGGGAAUACGCACAUUAAUGUUUUAAAUAAUACAGUAUUUUACCUCAACUAACUGUGAUUCCAUGUGUGUUGUGAGAUGGGUGUUGCAAUUUGAAAAUAAACGCCAUAACAUGCUA